GGCUUACAUCCUCGCGGACGACCCCUUUGUAAAGGCCAGCAAAGCGAUCGCAGCCCUACACUCGUUGACACCGGCCUGAAAUAUCAAGACUUCGCGAUUCCUUUGUCUUCCGGGCUUCGCUGUUUGCGGCGUCCCCAUCUCCCCUGUGCGGCUGUGCCGAAGCCAACCCCUCUCCCUGCCUCUGUCGCGCGGCUACAGCAGUUAUAAUACCGCAGAUCCCAACACUGAGCGCAGUCACAGUUAGCUGAGACUUGCUUCAUUCUCUUCUGCUCUUCUCUGCUCCGCUGUGAUCGCAGAAUCUAGAAUUGAGAAAACCAACGUCGUCCCGUCGCAGCCUCGUCCCCCUCGUUCUCCGGCAUCAUGUCAGAUCUCCAGGGAAGAAAGGUGUUCAAGGUCUUCAACCAAGACUUUAUCGUUGACGAGAGAUACACGGUGACAAAGGAGCUUGGUCAGGGUGCUUACGGUAUCGUCUGUGCUGCAACCAACACGCAGACCCAAGAGGGCGUUGCGAUCAAGAAGGUCACCAAUGUCUUUAGCAAGAAGAUCCUGGCGAAGCGUGCGCUGCGAGAGAUAAAGCUGCUUCAGCAUUUCAGAGGGCACCGGAACAUUACAUGUCUCUAUGAUAUGGAUAUCCCUCGACCUGAUAACUUCAACGAGACCUACCUUUACGAGGAACUCAUGGAAUGCGAUCUCGCUGCUAUCAUUCGAUCUGGACAACCCCUCACCGACGCACAUUUCCAAUCCUUCAUCUAUCAGAUCCUGUGCGGACUGAAAUACAUACACUCUGCCAAUGUUCUUCACCGAGAUUUAAAGCCGGGUAACUUGUUGGUCAACGCAGACUGCGAGUUGAAGAUUUGUGAUUUUGGAUUGGCCAGAGGCUUUUCCGUUGACCCCGAGGAGAACGCUGGAUACAUGACCGAAUACGUAGCAACGAGAUGGUACCGUGCACCGGAGAUCAUGUUGAGUUUCCAGAGUUACACGAAAGCUAUCGAUGUAUGGUCUGUAGGCUGCAUCCUUGCAGAACUGCUCGGCGGGCGUCCAUUCUUCAAGGGCAGAGAUUACGUCGAUCAACUCAAUCAGAUCCUCCAUAUCCUCGGCACGCCCAAUGAGGAGACACUAUCUCGCAUUGGCUCGCCCCGUGCCCAAGAGUACGUUCGCAACUUGCCAUUCAUGGCCAAGCGACCUUUCCCCACGCUUUUCCCCACUGCCAAUCCCGAUGCGCUGGACCUCCUCAACCAAAUGCUAGCAUUUGACCCCUCAUCCCGAAUCUCCGUCGAAAGCGCUCUCGAGCAUCCAUAUCUGCACAUCUGGCACGAUGCCUCGGACGAGCCAGGUUGCCCCACUACCUUCAAUUUCGACUUUGAGGUUGUGGAAGACGUUGGUGAAAUGCGUAAGAUGAUCCUAGAGGAGGUUCACAGAUUCAGACAGCAUGUGAGGAUCCAGCCAGGCCAGCAAGCCCCAUCCCAGGGACCAGCAGUCCCUAUCCCUCAAGGCGGUGGCAGCUGGGGUGCAGAGGAUCCAAGACCCCAGGAAGCGUAUGGGCAAGGAGCGACAGGUCUGGAGCAGGAUCUCCAGGGAGGGCUAGAUGCUAUGCAUGCAUAAAUUG
Messenger RNA from Amorphotheca resinae ATCC 22711, 1606 nucleotides. RefSeq lists its product as hypothetical. The record is from RefSeq and is a predicted model, not a curated record. Bases 361 to 1602 code for a protein of 413 amino acids. Lineage: Eukaryota; Fungi; Ascomycota; Leotiomycetes; Helotiales; Amorphothecaceae. Gene Ontology annotation, biological process: protein phosphorylation; intracellular signal transduction. Gene Ontology annotation, molecular function: MAP kinase activity; ATP binding. The transcript has 5 exons. Gene Ontology annotation, cellular component: nucleus; cytoplasm.